This is a messenger RNA of Racocetra persica, 267 nucleotides long. NCBI's taxonomy places the organism in Eukaryota, Fungi, Glomeromycota, Glomeromycetes, Diversisporales, Gigasporaceae. The record is from the annotation of a GenBank genome assembly.
AUGAAGGACCAAGAUUUUGAUAUCCCAGAAGAAGUUCUCAACUUAUCCACAGGUUGUUGGAUCAAAAAGAAUGGAAAGUUAUUCCAAAAAUUGUUGCGUGAAGGUUAUAAAUAUACUAAAGACCUUUCACAUUAUUUAGAUGAUGUUCUGCUAAUAGAUCUAAAUGAAUAUGCGAAAAUGAGAGAUAUAUGUAAAAGAUACCCUAUUUCUGUAAGUACUGCUGUGGAAGGAGGAAUGUGUCUAUUUGCUAUAGAAAAAAAUAGAUGA